Messenger RNA from Ambispora gerdemannii, 150 nucleotides. NCBI's taxonomy places the organism in Eukaryota, Fungi, Glomeromycota, Glomeromycetes, Archaeosporales, Ambisporaceae. The record is from the annotation of a GenBank genome assembly.
ACAAGAAGAAAUAAGAAAGAAGAAACGACAACACAACAAAGGCAACGAAAACAGGGAAUCAGGAAGAAAGGGAAACACGCAGCAGAGAUAACACGGGACAGUCAAGGAGAACAGAAAAUCAAGGAAGACAUCAUGAGCGAGAAAAGCUAA